This is a messenger RNA of Malania oleifera, 3337 nucleotides long. Its product is annotated as B-box zinc finger protein 19-like. The record is from RefSeq and is a predicted model, not a curated record. Gene Ontology annotation, molecular function: zinc ion binding. Gene Ontology annotation, cellular component: nucleus. The transcript has 6 exons. NCBI's taxonomy places the organism in Eukaryota, Viridiplantae, Streptophyta, Magnoliopsida, Santalales, Ximeniaceae. Bases 397 to 1035 code for a protein of 212 amino acids. Gene Ontology annotation, biological process: photomorphogenesis; regulation of DNA-templated transcription.
GUCGUUCUGGAUAGACUACCUCUACGCUAACCGCCCAGGAGCGUCGACGAUCAAGGACUCCCCACGCCCCCCAAUGCUGUACUCGCCUCCUCAUACCGACACUUGUAACAGCGGAAUUACCGAAAUAACCCCACCUCAGCUACGCCUGCGACGAUGCUUCCUCUUACCACGCGAUGACCAGUCCUCUCUCUUCACCGUUCACCUUCUUAGCCGCUUAUAACACACGGCUUCAAAUUUCCUCUCUCGUCGAUUGAUCGGCUGGUUUUGUUUUCGAUUGCUUUCGGUUGAUCAAUCAAGCAAUCGAUCCGUCUCGCUCUCUCUCUCCCAAUCUCGCUUGUUGGUGAAUGAUGGCGUCGAAGCGGAGAAAGGGGAGAUGAUGGUAAAGAGGUAGGAAGCAUGCGAACGAUUUGCGACGUCUGCGAGAGCGCCGCCGCCAUCCUUUUCUGCGCCGCAGACGAGGCCGCGCUUUGCCGUGCCUGCGACGAAAAGGUACAUAUGUGUAACAAGCUUGCUAGCCGGCAUGUACGGGUUGGGUUGGCUGCACCCUCUGAUGUCCCCCGGUGUGAUAUUUGUGAAAAUGCUCCUGCUUUCUUUUACUGUGAGAUAGAUGGAAGUUCCCUUUGCCUGCAAUGUGAUAUGAUUGUCCAUGUUGGUGGUAAAAGAACCCAUGGAAGAUAUCUCCUAUUAAGACAGAGAGUUGAGUUUCCCGGGGAUAAACCUAGCCGUUUAGAGGAGGUAGGUUUGCAGUCCAUCAGUCCAGGUCAAAUGAGAAGGGAACAAUGUCAGCCUCAUAAGCAUAUGCUAAGAGAGAGCAUGCCAAAUCAUGGGGUCACUCCUGUUCCAGUGCUAGAUGCUAAUGCUGAUGGUGAAACCAAGAUGGACAAUAAGAUGAUUGAUCUUAAUGCAAGGCCACAGCGGGUACAUGGGCAAACAUCAAAUAAUCAGAAACAAGGAAUGGAUGUUCUAAGUGGCACUAAUCAUGAAUCAGCAAGUUUAGUUCCUGUUGGGUCUUUCAAACGAGAGCAAGAAAAAUGAGCAAGGUGGUGUUUUUAAUGGUUCUUUCAAUGACUGAUGAAUGAGAAUGUCACUGUCGUGGUUCUAUGAACAUUUGCACGAAGGCCCUGCAUUUUUUGAAGAAAGACAUUUUUAAUUGGGAACCAUGGUAACUGAAAUGAGUUUGAUGGACAUGGACAUAGACCUGGCUUGCUAGUUGUUUUGUCUCCAAAGAUUUGGAAUCCAUUAGUGGGACUGAAUUUAUAGAUGGAAAUCAAAAUACAAGAAAAUAUGUUUGGUUAUGUUAGUUUGGUUGAUGGUUAGAGGAGGGAUCUCAGUAGCUAAUUGUUUCAACAUGCUGAUUGAAGUAAUGUUUUGACUAGGCAGGUUUUAACAACCUUUAUGGCUCACUGGGUGAGCCUAUGGAAUCACCACUGUAAUGUUAGAUCAUUGGUAAGAUUUAUCCCAGGGUGAUUAAAUUUUGAUGACACUGAAUUUGAUGUUCUCUAUAUUUCAGUUAUCAAAUAUCACUAGGCAUCAAUAAUUAGCUCUUUAGUAUGCCACAAGGAUCCAAGGUCACUCGCCAUGUAAUGCAAAAGUGUGCACUAAAUAUUUGUUAGGAAUACCUAAUUCCCAAAAGGCGAGCACCUUUGUAAAUGAGGCAUAUGCCCCAUUCUGUAUUACCUUUUUUAUUAGCCAUAUGCCUCGAAAGACUGCCAACUAUUGAACGGUCAAUUCUAAUGUGUUUUUUUUUGCUUUAGCAAGAUGAUUUACUGGUAAAGGCAUUAAAAUAAGCUUUACCAUCUUUCAUUUCAAAUCAUUGUAUCUUACACUUCUAUCUAUCUAUCUAUCUAUAUAUCUAAAAUAUAAUACAUAUAUAUUGUAUGUUUCAUCACUUCCAUAUUUAUAUUAUAGAUAUUUUUAUUUAAUGAUGUUCUUUGAAAGCUUGAAUAACUAUUAUCACUUAACAUGGUUUCUCUUGAAGCUUAAGUUUGGAAACUUAAAUUGGCGUACAAAUCUUGUUUAAUAAGAAAAUGAAUCGUAAUAGGCUUACAACUAAGCGCAUUGAGGCUUACCAUUGCCUCAUUGGAGGUGAAACGUGUUGCCUUGCAUUCUCGUCUUUUAAAACACACACACACACACACUCACACACAUAUACAUUUGCAUAAUUUAUAUUAUAUAUUUGUAUAUGCAUAUAAUUACUGUAUAUAAUUAUAUUAUACUAUAUUACAAUAUAGUAGAUACUAGUAAUCUAAUUCCAGCUAGACUAAGGAUCGGCAUCGGCAUUUUUCUAUUAAUCUCGGGAUCAUUACUCAUCAAAUGCGUCCCCUCAGUGGUCCUGGAUUGUAUUCUUCUCAGCAUCCACAUUUCUUCAGGUCCCACUAAAAUCAUGUCAUACUAUGACAUGAAGGAAAAAAGGAUGAGUUGGCUAGGUUUGAACUCAAAUGUUGGAAGUAUGCUGUGAUUUAUCGCUUCUCUAUUUUUAUAGAGAGGUUGCUUUCUUGGAAAAUGGGGUUCUUGUGCUUUAUGGUGAUUGCAUCAUCAUUGGAACCAAGAAAAUAAUGUGUUGAGGUGUUGGCAGUUUCUUGUGGCUGAGAACUGGAAAAGGGUUAAAAGGUGAGAAUUGUGCAUGUGCAGUGGAGGAUGCAGAUAAAGGGAAGGAAAUUCUAUUUGAAUAUUUGUAUUAUUUCAAUGUCUGUGUAAUAGCCUCAGCCCAACUCUGGGGCGAUGAUGUCCUUUUUGGCUUGGGUCUCGUGGUUUUGUUCCAUAAAAUGGGCGCCUUAUGGCCAAUAUCUCCUUUGUACACGCUCGACGUGAGGUUGUGACAGGUCCCCCAUUCAUUCUUUGAUGCCCUCGUCAAAAUGGUCCACAAGGAUUCACCCACGUGAUAAUACUCCCAGGGUGGCUCUAAUACUGAAUGUAACAGUCUCGGCCUAAUUCUAGUUAUCUAUUGUCUACUUUUACAGAGAUGCAGUUUGGCCUCAUAAAAGGUACCUCGUAUGGUUGGAGCCUAGCCAUCCUAAUAUGACCAAGAUAACACGCCUGAUGUGGGAUUGACAGGAUUGUGAUGUGUGUAUUAGAAUGUUACAUUCUUGUGGUUGCAACUCUAUGAUGUUGAUUACUUAAACAAAUAUGUUCUUGUUCGUUUACUCUUUUUUUUUUUUUUUUUCCAACUUUCAUUGCUGCUUUCUAGAUUUAAGUGAACAUUUUGAGCCAGUGGAGAGCAGUUUGGCUGCAAAUUACUUGUAGAGAUUGUUAAGUUUCAUUCUAAAAGCCAGAACUGUAAUGUUGGGUGAUUUGUUUAUUUGACCUACUUGAGUUAAGCAGGAGCUCUUAUUUCAAA